Molecule: messenger RNA, 2800 nt
Organism: Spizellomyces punctatus DAOM BR117
Lineage: Eukaryota; Fungi; Chytridiomycota; Chytridiomycetes; Spizellomycetales; Spizellomycetaceae
Product: leucine-tRNA ligase
Exons: 12
Coding region: 64-2694 (876 amino acids)
Biological process (GO): leucyl-tRNA aminoacylation; mitochondrial translation
Cellular component (GO): mitochondrion
Molecular function (GO): leucine-tRNA ligase activity; aminoacyl-tRNA deacylase activity; ATP binding
Source: RefSeq, a predicted model, not a curated record
GCGUUGUUUGAAUCGUGGCUUGUCACCUUGAAUUCCUCAACGAUCUGCCACGGAUCUACCAAGAUGCCAACAAGGCAAUUGCGCCCUCUGGGUAAUAUUACCUUUUGGCGAUGUUUACAUGUACCUGCGGAAGCACGAGCGCACCCACAGCAACCCAGCAUUCCUACAUACUCCUUCGCAGAUAUUGAACAGAAAUGGUUAUCGAAACCUUUUAUUGUCGCCCCUUCUCGCACCACUCCCAGAAAAGACAAGUUCUAUGUUCUUUCAAUGUUUCCUUAUCCGUCUGGCGAUCUUCACAUGGGUCAUGUACGAGUGUAUACAAUUGCGGACGUCAUUGCUCGCUUCAAGACAAUACAAGGCUUUCAGGUGCUACAUCCAAUGGGAUGGGACGCUUUCGGACUACCGGCGGAAAAUGCUGCUAUCGACCAUGGUGUACAUCCACGCAGCUGGACGGAUAGUAACAUUAAGCGAAUGAAACUUAACAUGCGGAUUAUGGGAACAUCAUUCGACUGGAGUAGGGAGCUGUCAACAUGUAAUCCCUCCUACUACAGAUGGACCCAGCACCUCUUUCUGCGUCUAUAUCGGGCUGGAUUGGUAUAUCAGAAGGAGGCGGUCGUCAACUGGGAUCCUGUCGACCAAACAGUACUGGCCAAUGAGCAGGUAGAUGCAUCCGGACGUGCAGAGCGGUCAGGCGCGUUGGUAGAGAAGCGAAAAUUGAAACAGUGGUUUCUCCGAAUAACUGCCUUUGCCGAUGAACUCCUGCGUGAUCUUGAUCAUCUUGAUUGGCCAUCAAACGUAAAACAACUGCAAGCGAAUUGGAUUAGGCGAAUAGAAGGGGUGGAGUUUGAUAUGACGCUACAGUCCGAGGGGGCGAAAUCGCCAUUAAAGAAGAUUUCGGCGUUCACUACAAAUCCAGAAAGCAUUGGUGGCUCAGCUUACAUCGCCGUUGGCACUGGUCAUCCCUUGAUUAGCGAGCAUCACUUGCCUGGAGCUCACGUAGAAACAGUGCAGAAAGCGGCGCUGUCAAUGUCUGGCGCCCACGCAAUGCAACCGCAUCUGAAUGGCGUUUUCACUGGCGUUUAUGCAUUACAUCCGCAAACAUGUAAACAAUUACCUGUAUACGUAGCCGAUUACGUUGAGGCAGAUGAUAUGGCGAGAUUGGGUAAUCCCGCAUAUGAUGAACGCGACCGAGAGUUUGCGAAUAAGUACGGAAUUCCGUAUUCGUCAACGCAGCCAUCGGAUCAGGAUGCCUGGGAGGAAUUAGUUCGCGCUGGCCUACUCCGAAAGAAGAUCAAUUACAAGUUGCGCGACUGGCUAAUCUCUCGACAACGCUAUUGGGGUACCCCUAUUCCCAUUGUUCAUUGUCCCACUUGUGGGGCAGUACCGGUACCAGAUGACCAGCUCCCAGCUCUGCUAUCUGAAGGCAUCAACCUAUCUUCUCGCGGAGUGGCUUCUUCACCUGAUGUGAUAGAGCGAUCUAAAUGUGAAUGCCCGCGGUGUAAGAAUGCGAACGCCUACAGGGACCUCGAUACUAUGGAUACGUUUGUGGAUUCGGCCUGGUAUUGGUUGCGGUACUGCGAUCCAGAUAACACGGCGGAAUUGGCGUCAGGAGCUUUAGCGAAGACACUGCUGCCGGUGGACGUGUAUGUUGGAGGUGUAGAGCAUUCCAUCAUGCAUCUCUUGUAUGCCCGUUUCAUUGGAAAGUUUCUUCAACGUGAAGGAAUUGUAGAUAUGCCAAAUGGUGAGCCGUUCCUUAGGUUAUUGACCCAAGGAAUGGUGCAAGGCCGAACGUACCGAGAACCUCGGACUGAGCGUUAUUUAAAAAAGGACGAAUUGGAUUUGUCGGUCCUCGACCGACCUAUUAUUAAGAAAACUGGUGAGGAGCCGCUGGUUUCCUGGGAAAAGAUGAGCAAGUCCAAAUUCAACGGAGUGGAUCCCUCGGUAAUCAUUAACCAACAUGGGACCGACGCGACGCGUUUGUACGUGCUGUAUAAGGCUGCACCUCAAGAUGAGUUAGCGUGGGAUGAUAAGGCAGUGGUAGGAAUGGAAAGAUGGUUGGCACGAGUAUGGAAAUUGGUUCAUGAAACCGUACGGGCACCAAGGCAUGGUGCAGGAAACGGCAUUGGAACUGAUUUCAACGAGACGCAAUUAAAAGUGGCAACUCAUACAGCUGUGGAAGAAGUAACCACGGCCUUGACCACCACGUAUGGGUUCCACGUGGCGAUCGCAUCUCUCAUCAAGUUGACUCACACGAUUGAACAAUUCGCAAUCGUACACAACCAGGGGGAGACGUCAAUCUCAGCCUUGGAAGAAUCCCUUUCGAUAUUAGUUCGAAUGUUAGCCCCUUUCGCACCUUGUAUCGCCGAAGAACUUUGGCAUGUUUUGCAGAAAGCGACUGCGGAAGAGUCUGUGUUCCAAGCACGAUGGCCGGAGGUUGACCAUGAUGUACUUAAGAAGAGAUCCGUCGUGUGCGCAAUAAUGGUGAAUGGAAAAACACGUGGGACCAUCGAAGUUCCGGAGACUGCACUGUCAGAUACCACCUUGCUAGAGCGGCUGGCGCGAGAGUCAAAUGUUGGAGCGACCUGGUUGGUAGAUAAAAAGAACGGAAAAGCGAAGAUGGUAGACAGGGUAGUGGUUGGGAAGGCAGGUAAAAGCGGAAAGGGGCGGGUGAUAAGUUUUGUGCUCAAGAAAUAAGCGAGGUUUGCAGCCCAGGGUAGGAGCCCUCAUUUACAGAAAAACUUAUAUUAACGGGCACACAACUGCGACGCUCUAUCUAGAAAAUGGCUAUUUAAUUCUUCUC